AUGCAACAAUAAACCAACAAUAAUACCCAAAUUUAAACACAAAUUCAACAAGACACAAAUAAUUUAGAAGGCCGAAUAUUUUGCGAAUAAUACAAAUUAAUACAAAAAUUAGGAAACGGAGCAUUCGGAGUAAUAUAUAAAACAAUUGACUUGCAAUCAAACAAAGAAUAUGCUUGCAAAAUUGAAAGAUCAGAUACCCGUCACCCUUAAAUAAUAUAUGAAGGAAAAUUAAUAAAUUAUUUACAUAAUAAUAGUCGAGAUAACAAACCUGUUUAAGGAAUUCCACAAUGUUAUUAUUUUGGAUAAUCAGAAAAUUAUAAUUUAAUGAUAAUUGAUUUAUUAGGACUAUCAUUAGAGUCUUUAUUUGUUUAAAAUAAAAAGGUUUUUUCUUUAAAAACGAUACUAAUGUUAGCCGAUUAAAUGUUGCAUAGAAUUGAAUUUUUACAUUCUAGAAAUUUCCUUCAUAGAGAUAUAAAACCUGAUAAUUUUCUUAUUGGAGCAGGAGAUAGUAAAGAAAUCGUUUUUAUGAUAGAUUAUGGUUUAGCAAAAAGAUAUUAAAAAAAUAAUUAGCAUAUUCCUUAUAAAGAUGGCAAAAAUUUAACCGGGACAGCUAGAUAUGCAUCUAUUAAUACACAUGUAGGAAUUGAAUAGUCUAGAAGGGAUGAUUUAGAAAGUUUGGCUUAUUUAUUUAUAUAUUUUUUAAAAGGACAACUUCCUUGGUAAAAUAUUAGAGCUAAAGAUAAGAAAGAAAAAUAUGAAUAAAUAAAAGUAAAAAAAUUGGGAAUUUCAUCAGAAGAAUUAUGUAAAGGAUGUCCUGAUUAAUUUCUUACUUAUCUAAAUUAUACAAAAAACCUCAAAUUUGAAGAAAAACCUAAUUAUACGAGUUGUAGGUAACUUUUUAAAAAUUUUAUGGCUUAAUAAAAAUAUUCGCAUGAUUAUAAUUGGGAUUGGUAUUCUUAAUAGAAAAAUGAUAAAGAAGUUUUUUAUUUAUGA
This is a messenger RNA of Ichthyophthirius multifiliis, 993 nucleotides long. RefSeq lists its product as hypothetical. The transcript has a single exon. Gene Ontology annotation, biological process: peptidyl-serine phosphorylation; endocytosis; signal transduction. Gene Ontology annotation, cellular component: nucleus; cytoplasm. The record is from RefSeq and is a predicted model, not a curated record. NCBI's taxonomy places the organism in Eukaryota, Ciliophora, Oligohymenophorea, Hymenostomatida. Gene Ontology annotation, molecular function: ATP binding; protein serine/threonine kinase activity.